AUGAAGGGCGACCUACAGGGGAAGAUCAUGAUGAAUGGACAAGUGAUGGAUGAAGCUGCUAUCCGGCGAGUCUCCACCUAUGUCGAGCAAGAAGACGCCAUGAUCGGCAUUCUCACAGCGCGAGAAACAGUCGACUUCGCUGCCAGACUGUCCAUGAAUGGCAACACCUCGAAGAAAGACAGGCUUUUCAGAGUGGACGAGCUGAUCGAAUCAUUCGGUCUACAGCGGCAGGCCGACACAGUCGUCGGCACACCACUUCGGAAAGGCCUCAGUGGCGGCCAAAAGCGCAGAUUGAGCGUGGCUAGCCAACUUGUCACAUCGCCACGAUUGGUCUUCCUGGACGAACCCACGAGCGGGCUCGACUCUACUGCCAGUUUCGAAUGCAUGAAGUUCAUCAGACAGGAGGCCAAGCAACACAACCUGAUCGUCAUCGCAUCUAUCCACCAGCCAUCAACAACCACCUUCCAGCUUUUCGAUCAACUGAUGCUUCUGUCGCAAGGACGAACGUGCUAUUUCGGAGGCGUUUCUGCAGUCGAAGACUACUUUGAGCGCAUUGGCCGACCAAUACCCUUGCACAUCAACCCGGCGGAGUACCUGCUUGACCUGGUCAACACCGACUUUGGACACGACGAUAGCUGCGCCGACGGCUCCUUGGGCUACGUGCACGAAGCCUGGACAGCAUCUGACGAGCACAAAGCAUUAAUGUCGUCCGCCGCAACCGUGAGCAGCACUGCUCCGAUUUUCUCCUCGCAUGUCUUCCACUACAUUGUUUACCAAGCCUACGUGUUCCAAGGGAUGAUGGUCAACCAGUUCCGCUCCACGAUCUGGGAUUGCGCCACGUCCUCGGAGACAAAUGAAUACCAGUGCAUGUAUCCUUCCGACCUUCAAGCCCAAGGCAAGAUCCGUGGCUCUGCUGUCCUCCGUGCGUACAAGUUCUCCUGGUCAGACGACAAGGUCGGCGAAUGGAUCGGGAUCAUGUUUGCGAUCAUCCUCGUCUAUAGAAUUCUAGGCUAUUUGGUUCUCAUGAUGAAGAAACACUGA
This is a messenger RNA of Cladophialophora carrionii CBS 160.54, 1041 nucleotides long. RefSeq lists its product as uncharacterized. Lineage: Eukaryota; Fungi; Ascomycota; Eurotiomycetes; Chaetothyriales; Herpotrichiellaceae. Gene Ontology annotation, molecular function: ABC-type transporter activity; ATP binding; ATP hydrolysis activity. The coding region runs from base 1 to 1041 and encodes 346 amino acids. The record is from RefSeq and is a predicted model, not a curated record. The transcript has 2 exons.